AUGUGGGCUGCUUCUCCCCUGGAAGGGGAGCGCACGUGCAAGCCCGGCACUUUGCUGGCGCCUCCAGGUUGUCUGGCCACGCCUGCGCCCACGUCGCCAGACGACUGGAUGCUUGGAAAGCGGUCGAAGGUUGUGCGCAGGAGGAGAUUCACCUAUGCCCCCAUCGGGAUCAUCGUCAAAAAGGCGCGCGUUCGGCGCUUGCAAACUGUCAAAAAGGCUGAGGAGAAAGAUGAUGCUGGCCGUGUGACUCGGCGAUACUUGUGCAUGGGCAUGCAGAAGCCAGUCCAAGUACCAGAAGGGACACUGAAAAAGAUGUUGCUCAUUGUCCAGGCCCAUGACGUGAAGACCUGCCAGCAAAAGCUGAUUGCUCAAGGCAUAAUCACGCCGGAGAGCCAGUUCAAACUUGGCGAGUAUCGCAAGCUCUUUGAGAAGUCUUGCUUGCUGCUACACUUGCCCCAGCAAAGCGGGCGGCUGUUUUGCUCGUGCCCGCUUUUCCAAUGGACGGGCCACUGUUGCCACAUGUACGCGGCCAGCAAGAUCUUGGGCUGCAAAAAGUACAGCUUGCUGCCUCUGCCGCGAGCCGCAGAGGUCCGCUCGGAGACGGAAGAGGAUUCCUUGGAACCUCAGAAGAAGCCCAAGAGACGUCGGGUCAGCACCACUUAG
Messenger RNA from Effrenium voratum, 663 nucleotides. The record is from the annotation of a GenBank genome assembly. NCBI's taxonomy places the organism in Eukaryota, Dinophyceae, Suessiales, Symbiodiniaceae.